AUGAAAAUAACACAGGAACUAUCUUCAUCAUCAAUGAUUAAUAUUUUAACGAUAUUAUCAGACCAUGGUGCUUUUUAUAAUUUAUUAGUACUCGAUCAUCUUCAGUCAUUUGAUAUUAAUAAUGUAUUAAAUGAUAAUAAUUAUUUAAAUGAGAAUACUAUAGAACUUAUUCGAAUAUAUAUCAAUAAUGUUUCAUCAAUGUCAAAUACAAACGAACAGCAAAUUAAAUCGACAUUUCAAGAUUUUGUAUUGAAUUUAUUAAAUGCAUUUAAUGAUCGUACCUUGUUGAAAUAUUUAGAUACACAUGCAUCACAUAGUGUUAUUAACAAAUUUCGUCCUGAUUGUUGUUUUCUACUUAAAAAUGUUAAUAACGGCACUGAUCGAGAAGAUGAAUGUUUACAAGAUUUUAUUGUUUGUGUUGGUGAAUUUAAGAAAUCUGACGUUUCGUCAGAAGCAUCAAUUGGACAAUUAUUACACUAUUUACAUUUACUAUCAGUUAUACAAAAUCGUGAAUGGAAAGAAUCAUAUAAUUUUUAUAAAAGUCAAGAUUUAGAUAUGUUUAAUGAAUAUUCUAAAGAAUCAUUAUCUAGUGAUAUGAUGAUAACAAAUGAAGAAUGGAAAAAUAAACAUUUAAAUGAAGUUACUUGGAAAAUAUUUAUAAACUUUUUAACAAUGAAUGACGAAUUUUAUGAAUAUACAACAUUAAACAUAAAUCCUAGUGAUAAUUUAUUUCAGGAUAAAUAUAAUAUAAGAAAAAAAUUGGGAAAUGGUUUAACUUCAAUGGUUUAUUUGUUGGUAAAAAAUGAUAAUAAUUCUUUAAAUGAUGAUAUAGAUCAAUGUGUAAUUAAAAUAUCUAAAAGUAGUUUAUAUAGUGAAUAUUUUGUAAAUGAAGUUACAAUAACAAAAGAAUUAAAAAAAUUAAAUGAUUCAAAUAAAUUUAGUUUAUUUUUUCAAGAUAUUCUACAAUAUUCACCUGAAGAUCGAUUUUUAAUAUUUAAUAAUGAAUUAAAAGAUAUCAAAUCAUUAACAUUAAGUCAAUUGAAACAACUUAUUGAUAUAAUUAAAUUUUUAUAUGAUUCUCAUAUUAUUCAUCGUGAUAUACGUCCACAAAAUUUGAUGUUGGAUUAUGCUGAAAAACAUUUAAAAUUAAUUGACUUUGGUUUUGCAUUUAAAUAUGAAAUGUCUGAAACGAAAAAAAAUUACCAAUUGCGGGAGCAGUUACAUACCCAGGUCAAAUGA
Messenger RNA from Rotaria sp. Silwood2, 1239 nucleotides. The record is from the annotation of a GenBank genome assembly. Lineage: Eukaryota; Metazoa; Rotifera; Eurotatoria; Philodinida; Philodinidae.